AAAAACUUAUUUAAUAUUUGUAUAUUAACGAUUACAAAGUACUAAUACGACUACCGAAGCUGGUAAAUUUACAUAAUUAUUUUAACUUUCAAAGUUAAAUUAAAAUAUAAAAAGUGAGUAAGUGCUGUGGGGUUGAGUAGGUCAGCGGCUGUGGAAGUUUUUACAUCGUCCCUUCGGUUCUUAAACUGGAUAGUGUAUUAUUACAAUAUUCCGAGCAUUAAUUGCAUUCGAUAAAAAAUGAUUCGGAGCGGAUGAAAGAAAAUGUAUGAAUCAUAAAUAUGUAUUAAUAAGUAACCAUUCAUUGUACGGGAUAAAAAAAUUAAAAAUCAGUGCGGUAAGCAGUUAUAUCGACCAUAGUUUCGAAUUUCUAUUUGAAAAAUGACAGACACCGUCGCUACAACUCCGGCUCCAGUCGCCGCGUUGCCGGCUGCGAAGAAGUCUUCCGCCAAGAAGAAGUUGACGGCUUCCAAAGCCAAGAAGACCGUCGCGUUUCAUGCGACCACCGCCGUGAUGGUCACCUCGGCUAUCAAAGAGCUCAAGGAGAAGAAAGGUUUGUCGUUGCUAGCCAUCAAAAAAUACCUGGCUGCUAACUACAAAGUCAAUCCCGCCAAGUUGGCGCCUUUCAUCAGGAAGUUUUUGAAAGCCGCCGUCGCCAAUGGUACUAUGGUUCAGACCAAAAACACCGACACUUCUGGACAUUUCAAGUUGCCCGUUGCCGAGGUCAAGCCGAAAAAAAGCUGUUGUUGCCAAAAAGAAGAAAUCCAUCGUCAAUAAAGUCUAAGCCGCUGGAACACUGUAAAGAAGAAGAAGCUCCCAGUCACCAAAAAACCCGUGGCCGAUUAACCAGCUGCUAAAAAGGCUAAAAAGCUAGUUGAAAUCAAACCAAAGGCGACCACUCCAAAGAACGCUCCAGAGCUGAAAAAGUAAAAACCCGCGGCCGGUGAACCAACUGCUCAAAAGGUUAAAAAGCUAGCCACUGUCAAGUCCAAAUCGAAGAAAACUCCAAUUAAGAAAACUACUGCACUCAAAAAGAAGUAAAAGGAAAAUACUUCACUUUCCCUAUUUAAAACGGUCCUUUUCAUUUUUUUUUUUUUUUUUUUUUUUAAUGCUUUCGCAAAGAGAUGCAUUUACCCCAUUUCUAUUUAAUUUAGUACUGGAAAAGGUAAUACGUGAGGUGAACAUUUUAGGAGGAGUUACUUAUUAAGUCAGAUUAAUUUGAUAAAAUUGGACUAUUAGCAUAUGCGGAUGAUAUUGCUCUCCUUCGAGAAGAUUUGGAUAUGAUUAAAUGUUUAGGAAAUAAACUGCCAUAGCAUAAUAAGUACAUUUUAAAAAAGUAUUAAUACAAAAACAAAGUAUAUUUAUUAUUUUUAUAUUUAAAUUUGAAAUUCAAGAACUAAUGCGGGAUUAUCGUUUUCACAAUAGUCAUCUCACUAAAAUAAGUAGGUACAUUCAAUUAUAAUGGCUUCAGAAAAUUGCUUUGAUUAAAAUUCAAAAACAGAUUUAAACA
This is a messenger RNA of Acyrthosiphon pisum (pea aphid), 1507 nucleotides long. RefSeq names its product histone H1.1-like. Gene Ontology annotation, cellular component: nucleosome; nucleus. Gene Ontology annotation, biological process: chromosome condensation; nucleosome assembly; negative regulation of DNA recombination. The record is from RefSeq and is a predicted model, not a curated record. Gene Ontology annotation, molecular function: nucleosomal DNA binding; structural constituent of chromatin; double-stranded DNA binding. The transcript has a single exon. NCBI's taxonomy places the organism in Eukaryota, Metazoa, Arthropoda, Insecta, Hemiptera, Aphididae. The coding region runs from base 379 to 774 and encodes 131 amino acids.